CAGGGACCGCAUCUACUUCGGGAGUCGUAGAUGAUUUUACAGCACCAUCAACCCUCGCUGACAAUGGCUACACGACGACCACUAUCCUGAGUAAAAACGUCCCCGCCCCAGAGUCAAGAUGGGGAUUUUGCAACACAAACCUAGGAGUUUUGGGAGUCACGUAUGACAAGUUACAGUCCGUAAGGUAGUGCAAGUUAGCAAGGAAAGCCGCAUUACAAAUCGAUCUGCUGAUCCUGUUUACAGCAUGACAAGUUCCCAAACACGCAUGAAAAUGCCUGUCAUGGGGUUGUGCAUCACAAAUGUUGCUGUCGUGGCAAAUCUGCAUGACAACUCUGGGGUGGGGAUGUUUUUACUCAGGAUAACCACCGGUAAGAAGAACGACAUCCUGCGCACGGACGACGAGCUGGCGGCGUACUUGGCCUAUCAACUGUAAAAAUGUCUGGGAUGAGGUCUGGUAUGUAGGACAGAGCAUGACAGAUUCUGUGAGAGUUCUAUCAUACCUAUCCUGCAUGAGGCACUGCCUCUCGAGUAAGUCAAAAGUGGACAGCUUUUGGUAAUCAUGCAAGACAGAUUUUUACAUGAUUCAGAUUUAGCAUGACAAGUUGCUUUGUUCCAGACCCAGACAUAUUUGCAGUUGAUAUGGCCAGGGAAGACACGAGAAUCAUCAACGAUCUGAUGGCAAAAAUGAAGCGCAUGAACAUGCCGGUUCCGCCCGAAGAUAUUUUCACCGGCAGGUUCCGGUACAAUGGCGGCGCGGGUCGUGCGGGAAAUGAAGAUGAUAAAGGAGAGCCACGCCGUGGGCGGGAAGUAGAAGCACUACAAGGCAAAGUAGCAGACGAAGAUCCGACGGCACAAGCUGCCAGUACGUUGGAAAAGCAAAACAAGGCGA
Amoebophrya sp. A120 is the source of this 889-nucleotide messenger RNA. Lineage: Eukaryota; Dinophyceae; Syndiniales; Amoebophryaceae. The record is from the annotation of a GenBank genome assembly.